Messenger RNA from Conger conger (European conger), 6387 nucleotides. Its product is annotated as ephrin type-A receptor 3-like. Gene Ontology annotation, biological process: protein phosphorylation; cell surface receptor protein tyrosine kinase signaling pathway; axon guidance. The record is from RefSeq and is a predicted model, not a curated record. Gene Ontology annotation, molecular function: ATP binding; transmembrane-ephrin receptor activity; protein binding. Bases 80 to 3031 code for a protein of 983 amino acids. NCBI's taxonomy places the organism in Eukaryota, Metazoa, Chordata, Actinopteri, Anguilliformes, Congridae. Gene Ontology annotation, cellular component: neuron projection; plasma membrane. The transcript is spliced from 17 exons.
UGUGUCGCAAUCGGCGAUCCCGCAUCAGUGGCAUGCUUUAUGGAGUUAUAUACUUCUCUCUGUCCUCUGAACCACCGUCAUGGAUUGCAAACCCUCUGUCCUUUUACUCUUUCUCUUCUCGCCUGUUUGCCAAGGACAUCUGACUAGCCAUCACUCCAAUGAAGUUAACCUGCUUGACUCCAAAGCAAGUCAGGGGGAGCUGGGCUGGAUCUCCUACCCGUCGCAUGGGUGGGAAGAGAUCAGCGGCGUGGAUGAGCACUACACACCUAUCCGCACCUUCCAGGUGUGCAACGUCAUGGAAUACAGCCAGAACAACUGGCUGCGGACCAACUGGAUCCCUCGGAACUCCGCCCAGAAGAUUUACGUGGAGCUCAAGUUCACCCUGAGGGACUGCAACAGCAUCCCCCUGGUCUUGGGGACCUGCAAGGAGACUUUCAACCUCUACUACAUGGAGACGGAAGAGGACCAGGGUGACCAGUUCUGGGAGCACCAGUUUUCCAAGAUCGACACCAUUGCGGCCGAUGAAAGCUUCACGCAGACGGACCUGGGCGACCGCAUCCUCAAGCUGAACACGGAGGUGCGGGAGGUGGGGCCCGUAGCCCAGAAGGGCUUCUACCUGGCCUUCCAGGACGUGGGAGCCUGUGUGGCCCUGGUGACAGUGCGGGUGUACUUUAAAAAGUGCCCGUUCACCGUCAGGAACCUGGCCACGUUCCCUGACACGGUGCCCACGGACUCCCAGGCGCUGGUGGAGGUCCGGGGCUCCUGCGUCAAUAACUCCAGGGAGGCGGAGCCUCCAAGGAUGUACUGCAGCACGGAGGGGGAGUGGCUUGUGCCCAUUGGAAAAUGCCUCUGUGACGUCGCCCACGAGCCACGAGGAGUCACCUGCCAAGUCUGCAGGCCUGGCUUCUAUAAGUCUUCUCCUGGGAACCUGCGGUGCUCAAAAUGUCCUCCCCACAGCCAUGCCCACCAGGAGGGGUCGGCCCACUGCAGCUGUGAGAAGAACUACUUCCGCUCCGAGGCAGACCCCAGCUCUAUGGCUUGCACCCGGCCACCGUCCUCCCCCCGAAAUGUUAUCUCAGUCAUCAACGAGACCUCGGUCAUCCUGGACUGGAGCUGGCCGGCUGACUCUGGGGGAAGGAAGGACGUGACCUUUAACGUGGUGUGCAAACGCUGCUCAGCGGGCCAGCGGAAGUGCGAGGCGUGCAGGGGGGCCGUGCGUUUCCUGCCCCGCCCCGCGGGCCUUAGCAACACCACGGUGACCGUCGCCGACCUGCUGGCCCACACAAACUACACCUUCGAGAUCGAGGCGCUGAACGGAGUCUCCGCCCUGUCGUCCGAGCCACGUCAGUUCGCCACUGUCACCAUAACAACAAACCAAGCAGCUCCGUCCCCAGUGGCAGUGAUCAGGAAGGAUCGGACAUCACGAAAUAGCAUCUCCUUGUCCUGGCUGGAGCCUGAGAGGCCGAAUGGCAUCAUCCUGGACUAUGAGGUCAAGUUCUAUGAGAAGCAGGAACAAGAGACAAGUUAUACUAUCCUGAGGGCGAAAGGCACCAACGUUACGCUAAACGGGCUAAAACCGGACACCAUCUACCUGCUGCAGAUACGCGCUCGCACUGCAGCCGGGUACGGAGGCAGCAGCCGCAAGUUCGAGUUUGAGACCAGUCCCGACUCCUUCUCCAUCUCAAGCGAGAACAGCCAGGUGGUACUGGUUGCCAUCUCCUCGGCUGUAGCCAUUAUCCUCCUGUCGGUGGUGGUGUACCUACUUCUGGGCAGCAGGUUUUGUGGAUACAGUAAAUCAAAGCACCCAGAUGAAAAAAGACUUCCAUUUGGUAAUGGCCACUUGAGACUUCCAGGGAUCCGGACCUAUGUUGACCCGCACACUUACGAGGACCCGACUCAGGCCAUCCAUGAAUUUGCCAGAGAACUGGAUGCCUCCUGCAUAGCCAUCGACAAGGUGGUCGGGGCAGGUGAGUUUGGGGAGGUGUGCAGUGGCCGUCUGAAGCAGCCCUCAAAGAAAGAGACCUGUGUGGCAAUCAAAACUCUCAAGUCAGGAUACACUGAAACACAGAGGCGGGACUUCCUGAGCGAGGCGAGCAUCAUGGGACAGUUUGACCACCCCAAUAUCAUCAGGUUGGAGGGCGUGGUCACUCGCAAUAAACCAGUCAUGAUUGUGACAGAAUACAUGGAGAAUGGAUCCUUGGAUUGCUUCUUGCGAAGGCAUGACGCUCAGUUCACGGUGAUCCAGCUGGUGGGCAUGCUACGCGGCAUCGCCUCAGGCAUGAAGUACCUCUCAGACAUGGGCUACGUCCACCGCGACCUGGCCGCCCGCAACAUCCUGGUCAACAGCAACCUGGUGUGCAAGGUGUCCGAUUUUGGCCUGUCCCGGGUGCUGGAAGACGACCCCGAGGCAGCCUACACAACACGGGGAGGUAAAAUUCCAAUCAGGUGGACAGCCCCGGAGGCCAUUGCCUACCGGAAGUUCACUUCAGCCAGUGAUGCCUGGAGCUACGGCAUCGUGGUGUGGGAGGUGAUGUCCUAUGGAGAGAGGCCUUACUGGGAGAUGUCCAAUCAGGAUGUGAUCAAGGCGGUGGAUGAGGGCUACCGCUUGCCCCCUCCUAUGGACUGCCCUGCAGCCCUGUAUCAGCUGAUGCUUGACUGCUGGCAGAAAGACCGAAACAACCGUCCCAAGUUCGACCAGAUAGUAAGCCUCCUGGACAAGCUGAUCCGGAACCCCAGUAGCUUGAAGAUCAUCGCCAACGCCCCCAGCAGCCCAGAAAACAUGCUGCUGGACAGGACAGGUGCAGAUAUCGCCACUUUUUGCUCCAUGGGUGACUGGCUAGAGAGCAUGCAUACAUUGUCCUGCAAGGAUAUCUUCAAUGGGGCCAGCUAUAGCUCCUGCAACACCCUGGCAAAGACCUCUACAGAGGACUUCAAACAGGUGGGCGUGACCAUCCUAGGUCCACAGAAGAAAAUUGUGAGCAGUAUAACGGCACUUGAAACACAUGCAAAGAAUGGCCCCGUUCCUGUGUGAGUGUACGUAUGGGGAAACCGUCGCCUCUGCCGCAUCAAACAGACGGUAACUGAACACAGGCAAAGGGACGGGUGGGGUGGGGGGGGGAGGAUGGUACAAAUUUGAAAUGUUGAGAUGAAAUGACUGUCGGAGGUAACCUCCCGGGAUAGCAGAGGACAGAGGACUCUCUAGGCCCUCCGCAGGGCUGGCGGUGUACGGGGAGAAAACAGUUUUCUGCCGAUGACGAGUUGCCUUAUGAAGGAUUACAGACAGCAAGACAUUACUAUGAGGAUCAGAAAGCCCCUGUCAGCCCAUGGGCUGAGAGUGGGAUAUUUAUACGGUUCCUGCAAGUGCCCAAGAAGCAAAGGACUCGCCGUGUGUAUGGGCAUUAGCGGCUUGCAGAAACAUCAAGUGAAAAUCCAGCUUCAUUCAGGUGUUUACCACGGACCACUUCCGACUUGCGAGGGAGGAGAUUUUGUAACACCUCAGCAUCGCAUAGCAAUAAACUGCUGCCUUGGUGGAAACAGAAACAGGUAAAUGAACAGCAGGAAGCGGGGUGAGUCAUGCGCUUCCUCAGAUCUGGAAGACUUCAGUGGAGGUCUGCCUUUACAGCUCACUCAACGCAAUGAACUUAGUCCAUGUGUACAGGGAGUGAACUCGAAAUUUGAGAAAACCUGUGUUUUAUGACUCAAUUGAUUCAUGUAUCACAAGUCAAGGUUUUUCUGAGUCAUAGCUCAAGUGUCUCUGCAAAAAAAGUGUGAGGCUCUUGCCUUAUAUUAAUAAAUACACAGGGAAUAAAUGACACCAGAGAUUACCAUUUUAUGUGUCGAAAAACAGAAGUAGUUUAUUUUGUACAACUGCCAAUUCUAGCUAACUAGCUAUAAUAACAUGUAUAACUAUUGACAGCUGAUAAAUGAGACAGUACAACUUCCCGUUAAAAUCAUGCAAAGGCAAUGUAAAGUGCUGCUUAUGCACCACUAGCGAAAAAGCUACAAAAAGCAGUGUCAGCAAUAGCUUCCCAAGGCAGAGAACUAAAGGUGUGGGAUCUUGAAUUUUGAAAAAUAUCUGUGGAAAUCCAGCUACUGACUAAGCAUUAUGCGCCUUUGUUUCUUUGACUGAUAGUGUUGUUCCUAAAAAAGGGGGAAACAAUAUUUUUAUUUUUCCACAUAUUUUUAUCUCCUCAAUAAAUCAUCAAAAAAUGUUGUAAACAAAAGUUUGUUCCCGUACUUAAUAUUCAUAAUAAAAUAUGCAGUAUACAUGUCCUAAAUAUCUCUGAAAUUAUUAUUGUAUGUGCAAUGAGCUGGUGUGCUUUCAUGGACCAGAUAUUAAUGCAACUCAUUCUCAAAAUAAUUAAUUACAGGAAAAAAUGUUAAAGGAGGUGUUCCAAAACAUUGUAUUCCUCAUCUUUAGAUUGAAGGGACAUCUCUUGCUUCUUGCUGCAUCAGACAGUUUAAGCCUUAGAAACCCUUUGAGAAAUUCCAAAACCUCAAGGAUGGAAAUCUCUAUUUUCAUCUCUGAGAACAUGAAUCAGUUCUUUUGUAACAAAGAACAAAUAUAUUUCCAAUAAAAGUCAAAUGAAUGACAAGACUCGACCAUGUCUAUAAAGCUCUUAUUAAAUCACACGCAAACACACAAACAUGCAUGUGAACAGGCACAUACACACAUGCACAAAUGCAAUGCACAUAUACCUGCUUUUCCAUACUCACAUUUUUUAUAUAAAUGUCAUAAAUUACAGAUAUUUCUUCACAGUUACCCAACAGUGGACCCUUUGGCUUGACAUGGAACCAUCACGUUUGUUAUCCAAGUCUUUUCUCCCUCUGAGUUUCUUAAAAUCAUUAUUAGCAAUGGAUGGGGAACAGGCAUCGCAGUAAUGCUUCAAUAACACACCUUUCCUCUUCAAGUUCUUAACUUCAUGUCUGUUCAACUUGAUCUCACAAGUCAGGCCUGCUCAUGGAAAAUGUAUAGUGUCAGUGAAAAUUCUCACAGAUGUCAACAGAUGGCCCAUAGUGCUACUCUUUAAUUCAACUGGCCCAUUUUCCAAACCCUUCCCUUUCCAUCUUAGUCCACAAUGCCAAGAAACCAGAUGUAAAAAAAUUAAAAAUAAACAUUCUGAAAGGAACAAAAUGUUACACAGGACAUUUUCAUUUUUGGAGUUGACUUUGUACCUAAAUUAAGACUGUGGACAUUUGCAGUUUCAAACUUCUAGGUUGCCUAUAAAUUACAGGAUCAUGUGAGGAGCAGGUAUGAUCUCUGAGAACAGCUUUUACUGGAAGGCCACAUUACCAUGCUGUCCAGUGGUGUUAAACUCAUCAUGGAAAGAUAUCCAUUUUGGAUUAUGAUCAGCCAAAAGAUUAUGAUAAGUAAUCAUUGGCUUUAGGAUUUAAUCUAAAUUGUGCAAAGAAACAUUUCAGUUAAUUAAUAAAAUCAUAUAAGAAAACACAAGCAGAUAUUAUACCGAAAAGGAGACUUGACUUCAAAAUUCAUAAGGAUGCCAAGGCAAUUUUGAUUGCAAUCAUAAACAAUCAAUCCCUGAAACUAGUGUUUUACAGCUAUAAAAAAGCAAUAGAUGUGAGCUGUUGAAUAAAUACCCAAUCCACCAUAAAAAAAAUCUUUCCUUUGCAAUCCACCAAAAAAUGUCUCAAGAUUCACAAGAAGACUCAUAUGGUUUAGCAGUGGUUCCCCUGUGUAUGCUGGUUUUAGUUCCAACCACAAUUGCAAUCCCAGAAUUUUAACAAGAUAAUUUGUCUUAAUUACACUUUGCAAAUUCAGGGAUUAUUUACCCUCUUAAGGCACAUUAUGUCAGAAAUUGCCGUAUAAAUAGUACAAGCCCACUGGUAUAUACUGUAGAAUGAGCACAUCUCUGUUUCCCUGUUUCCUUCCUUCUUCCUGUGUAAAUAAUGACAUUAAUAACUAGCCUGUACAUAUGUAAACAGGAUAUUGUAAUAAUGGUAAAUCUCAACAAGAGACUACUGCUAUUUACAUGGCCAUACAUUUGUACAAAUGUUUGUAAAUAAAAAAUAAUGAACAUGAAUAUUUGUGCAAAAAAACCCUUUGUAUUAUAUUUUUGUUAUUUUGUAUUGUACUUUUUACAUAAAAACACGAUUAUUAUUUACUUAUUUAUUUGUUAAGGGAUACAGUGCAGAUGUGAAUGUUUUGUAGCAUACAGUAAGUUAUGACAUUGUUAUGUGACAAUUUUACCUGUGCAUUUACAUUAUAAUCUUGUAUUUUCAAAGAACAAUACUGUCAUGUGCCCUCUUCCCGUCUGCUUUAUAGAUUUAUGUGUCGGUGUGUAUGCAAGUGUUAAUGGCUGUCUACUAAUGAAAAAUUUGUAGUAGAAACAUAUUUUUAUAAUAAACAUAAUGGAAGUAUUUUUAAAA